Canariomyces notabilis is the source of this 1263-nucleotide messenger RNA. RefSeq names its product PLP-dependent transferase. The record is from RefSeq and is a predicted model, not a curated record. Gene Ontology annotation, cellular component: cytoplasm. NCBI's taxonomy places the organism in Eukaryota, Fungi, Ascomycota, Sordariomycetes, Sordariales, Chaetomiaceae. The coding region runs from base 1 to 1263 and encodes 420 amino acids. Gene Ontology annotation, molecular function: carbon-sulfur lyase activity; pyridoxal phosphate binding. Gene Ontology annotation, biological process: transsulfuration. The transcript has 2 exons.
AUGGCACCCUCAAAGACCGCAGAGGGCUCCAACCAGCUUACGGAAGCCUUUGGCAAGGAGUUGUCGCUGGCGUCUCGCUCCGUCCACGCCGAUGACUACAUCAACAGCCACCGGGCAGUCGCGCCCCCGAUGCACGUCUCCACUACCUUCCGGUAUUCACGGAAUCCAAACGAGCUGCAGCCCCAUUUUAAUGUCGAUCCCAACUCACCCCACGAUUCCCACAUGUAUUCGCGUCACACUGCGCCAAACACCACUCGGUAUGAGGCCAUCCUUAGCUCGCUCUUAGGAGGUCCAGCAUUGGCGUAUGCCUCAGGGCUGGCCGCUUUCCACGCCAUGAUUGUGUUUCUUAACCCUAAGCGUGUUGCCAUCGGCGGCGGCUACCACGGUUGCCACGGGAUCCUGAAACUAAUGAACAAGCUCAACGGCCUGGAACAGCUCGAGCUUGAAGACGAAGAGGACCUGGCAAAGCUGCAAAAGGGCGACAUCAUCCAUGUCGAGACGCCCCUCAACCCGACGGGCGAGGCACGGGACCUGGCUUAUUACCGCAAGAAAGCUGACGAGCUGGGCUGCUACCUAACUGUCGACGCAACAUUCGCGCCUCCGCCCCUGCAGGAUCCCUUCAAGUACGGUGUCGACAUUGUCAUGCACAGCGGGACCAAGUACUUUGGAGGCCACAGCGACAUGCUGAGCGGGGUGCUGGCGGUACGAGCCGACCUGGCGCACGGCAAAGAUGGCAAGGCAGGAUGGCUAGAAGGCCUGAUAGAGGAGCGGGCGCACCUCGGCGGUGUCAUGGGCAGCCUCGAAGGGUGGCUUGGUGUGCGCAGUCUGCGGACGCUCGAGUUGCGGGUGCGAAGGCAGAGCGACAACACCCAACACCUGGUAGACUGGCUGGGCUCGCAGCUCAAAGCUGGUGGGAAUGUGGUAUCGGAUUCGAUCAUCAAGAUCCAGCACGCCUCCCAGCAACCCGAAGCGUCCGACGCGGAUUCGUGGUUGCGCAAGCAGAUGCCCAACGGCUUCGGCCCAGUGUUCUCCCUGUGGUUGAAGUCGGAAGAACAUGCAAAGCGGCUGCCAAGCAAGCUGUUCCUGUUUCACCACGCCACCAGUCUCGGCGGCAUUGAGAGUCUGAUUGAGUGGAGGGCCAUGUCCGACCAAACGGUCGACAGGCGGCUGGUCCGGGUGAGCAUUGGCGUUGAGGGGUGGGAAGACUUGAAAGAUGAUUUACUGCAAGGGCUGCGGGCGCUGAAGGUGGAGCUCGGAGGUUAG